Molecule: messenger RNA, 3794 nt
Organism: Centropristis striata (black sea bass)
Lineage: Eukaryota; Metazoa; Chordata; Actinopteri; Perciformes; Serranidae
Gene: trak2
Product: trafficking protein, kinesin binding 2
Biological process (GO): anterograde axonal transport of mitochondrion; neurogenesis
Cellular component (GO): dendrite
Molecular function (GO): GABA receptor binding
Source: RefSeq, a predicted model, not a curated record
GGUGACGUACAGCUCCCUCCCUUCCGCCCCAUUGUUUCAGGUUUUGGUCAAAAGAUCGACAACACGCCACAUGUAACACUCGGAUUACACAUGCUGCGGAAUAACACUGACAUAGGGUAAAGGUGUGUGUGGGCACCACCCUCAGUGCUGCAGCAGGAUGGGGAUGUCACAGCAGUAGCAGUAGCGUUUUCUGUCCAGCUGUGUGUGUGUGAGCGGGGACCCUCCCCCCUCCUGCUCCAAGGACAGGACAUGUUUGAAGUGAAACCCCGGGCGGUGGAGAAGAAAGAGUCCAGCACUGAGACAGAUGAGGGUCUGGGCAGCAGCGGGAAGCGUUUCGGCUCGCUGGGCUCGGGUUCGGCCGACUCCGGCUCCGUCUACCUGUCGGACAGCCAGGACUGGGUGGUGUCCCCCAGCUGCUCGCCGGAUGAAGGCCCCGGCCAGCACAGCGCCAUCUCCCCCCUGCUGGCCGAGGAGACUUUCCGCUACAUGACGUAUCUUGCUUUGGAGCCCUCUUCUUAUUCCCACCCCGGCUCUCAGAGCCUCUCCAAAGUCCUCAGCGGGGAUCGUGUGGAGCAGAUGGCCAAGACGUACAAUGACAUCGAAGUGGUCUCACACCUUUUGGCCGAGCGGGACAGGGAUUUGGAGCUGGCAGCUCGGAUUGGUCAGUCUCUCCUGCAGAGGAACCACCUGCUGCAGGAACGCAACGAGGCGAUAGAGGAGCAGCUCGCUCAGGCCCUGGACCAGGUUCACCAGCUGCAGCAUGAGCUCGGUAAGAAGGACGAGCUGCUGCGGAUGGUGGCGAGCGCCUCGGAGGAGAGCGAGACCGACUCCAGCGUGUCCACGCCGCAGCGGCACCCUCAGCCGCUGGGGGGGACCACCGCCGCCGCAGCACUCAGCCAGCUGGAGUCUCUGCAGAGCAAGCUGCAGGAUCUGGAGGAGGAGAACCUGGCGCUGAGGUCUGAGGCCUGCCAGCUGAAGACCGACACCAUCACCUACGAGGAGAAGGAGCAGCAGCUCGUGAGCGACUGUGUGAAGGAGCUCCGUGAGUCCAACAGCCAGAUGGUGUCUCUGACGGACGAACUGUCGCAGAAGAACGAGGAGCUGCUCCGACACCAGGAGGAGAUCGCUCAGCUGCUCUCACAGAUCGUUGAGCUGCAGCACAGAGUGAAGGAGCUGGCUCUGGAGAAGGAGGAGCUGAGGAUCCACCUGCAGGCGUCUAAAGAGGCUCAGAGGCAGCUCACUGCAGAGCUGGAUGAGUUGGCCGACAGGAAUGCGGAGUGUGUGGAGAUGCUCCAUGAAUCUCAGGAGGAGAUCAGAGAGCUGCGCAGUAAAAACACUCCCUCUGCUGGGAUGAGGAGGCACCUCUCCUACGGCCUCUACCCCAUGGACUCUCUGGCAGCGGAGAUCGAGGGCACCAUGAGGAGAGAGCUGAGUGUCGAGGAGGAGACCGCCGUCCAGGACCAAAGAGUUUCCCAGAAGCGAGUUUUCCAAACAGUCCGCUCCAUCAACUCGUCGUCGCCGCGGCCGGCCUCAGCCAUCCCUCCCAUCCCCGGCUCAGGCCAGAGCUCUCUGGUGAUGACCGCUCAGCCCUUCCAGUCCACUCAGGGGGAGGAGGUGCGGAUCGGCCAGCCCGGCUGUCCAGGAGGAAACGACCUGACCAAAGCGCUCCACCGGCUGUCGCUGCGCCGGCAGAACUUCCUGUGCGAGCGACAGUUCUUCCAGGCGGAGCGGGAGAAGAAGCUGCAGGCGCUGUCGGGGGCGGAGGGAGACGGGGAGGGCAGCGGCUGCAGCACGCCGAUGGGCAGCGUGCUCUCCUCCUACUCCAACCUGUCAGAGCUCUCCUUCGGCUCCAGCGUCUUCAAGACCUUCCUGCCCGAGAAGCUGCAGAUCGUCAAACCCAUGGAAGGCUCGCUGACGCUGCAUCACUGGCAGCAGCUGGCCAAACCUCACCUGGCCACCAUCCUGGACCCCCACCCCGGGGUGGUGACCAAAGGUUUCCGCUCCCUGCCCCAGGACGCCAUCGACCAGGACGCCACGUACCGCCUGUCUGACAUGGAGGAGGACGAGGAGGACGAAGAGCACAGAGGAGUGCAGGAGAAAGGAGCGGCGGAGCGAGGAAAGGAAGAGGAGGACGAGGAAGAGGAGGAAGGAGGUAUCACCUUCAAGGUUCGCUACUCGUCUACACCGGAGGAGAGGAGAGACAGGAAGCAUUCGGUGUCCCCUCUCCCGGUCCCGCCCCUCUCUCCCGCCCUGUCGGCAUCACCAGCAACCCCCGCCACCUCCUCCUCCGUCAGAUCAGACCCCCGACUCCUCCCUGAGAAAUCCAUCCUCACAUCUCAGCCCAUUCCAGGAGCGUCAACAACUGUCGUCCAAACGAGUCAGAUGUGCAUCUCCACAUCAACGACAUCAUCGUCUGUCCAAAAUCCAGGGAAGUGUCAGAGCUCCACCUUCUCCACCUACACCUUCACCACCUGCUGCAUCCUGCACCCCAGUGACAUCACACAGGUCACCCCCAGUUCUCAGUCGUCCCUCAUGGCCAACACUCCCAGCUCCAUGAGGACCGGUCCCAGCACCCCCGUGACUCCCUGCAGACUGAGUCUGGGGGACUCCUUCCCCCCUCGCCGCCCCCCCGUGCACGCCAGCGGCCUGGCCAAGCUGGUCCUGGAGAGGGGCAUCUCUGCACAAGUCUCCACCGACACGCCUCCUCCGUCCCCGAAGCCCACUCCCCGCCAGCCCCUCUUCUGCCUCCUCCCCAGCACCCCCCCUAACUCCCCCUCCCACUCCCCCUCCCCGUCCCCGAUCCCCGUGGAGUCCCGCCACCACCCUGCUGACAAUUUCCUAGCCUCGCGCCCGGCAGAGCUUUUUCUCCAGGACGUUUACGGGUUGAAUCUGGGCCGCGCCCCUCAUCCCGACCUCCCCAGCCCCUCGCAGGGGACCCCCAACCGCGUCCCGUCCCCUAAGCUGGGCCGAGCCAGGCCCGACCUGGGCCUGCUGGAGCGGCUCCGGCGGCUGGGCUUCACCAAGGUGCUGCAGGGGGCGGAGUCGGAGGCGCCAGCGCCGCGCCAGGAUUCUGCUACGUUUGUGUCAACAGGUGGAGGGAGCCUGCUGGACGGCCUGAGGAGGAACCAGAGCCUCCCGGCCAUGAUCGGAGCCCGGGCGGGGAAGUCAGCACCUCCUCCUCACCCCACCACCCUGGCCCUCCCCCCUACUCCCUGGGGAAACCCCAAAGAGCGGCGCCGGCAGCUCGCCUCUGUCUCCCAUUUCCCGUCGAGUUCAACCAAACGUUGAGGUGGAACAAUUCUCCGUCACACCUCCAUCCUCCUCUUCCUCCUGGGGGAGAGGAGUCAGGGCAGAACUAUCCCUCCUUUCUAUGACUUAAUUUUAAAGCACAAUUUACCUAAACUGACUGUUUUUAGCUAUACCGCAGUGUCUAUGUGUAGAUGUUUGCCAUGAUGCUAGUAACGAGGCCUCCGACUGAGAUCUCCGCUCGCUUUCUCAGUCAUUAAUUAGGCUCCGUAGUUUGACUGGAUGUUCGGGUUAGAAAAGGUAACAAGAAAGUGGUCGAAGGUUUGUGGAAGUGGAUGAGAAAAGAGAGUUAAGACGAAGGUAGAAAAAGAAGGAGAAUAUGGUUUUUAGUUAUGUUGGAAGGGAAAGAAAGUGAAAAAGGAGCAUCCAGUGUUGCUACUCCAAGGGCUUGUUUUGUCGUGGGUUGGAAAAGCUUUAGUCUCUAGUAAACCAUGCUACAGUGAAUAGUUUAAGGUCAUCUCCAAAUAAUCAUGAAGGGAUUUUAUUAC